Messenger RNA from Chironomus riparius, 697 nucleotides. NCBI's taxonomy places the organism in Eukaryota, Metazoa, Arthropoda, Insecta, Diptera, Chironomidae. The record is from the annotation of a GenBank genome assembly.
AUAUUCAGCAUUCCAGUUUAGAAGCCUAAGAGUCGAGGAACUUAACAAGCCGAUUUUUCGUGAAAAUUUUAAGAAAAACGCAUAAUAAUGGGUGUUGAAAUUGUCGAAAUCAGCCCUGGCGAUGGAACAACUUAUCCAAAAUCUGGGCAAACAGUAGUCGCUCAUUACACCGGAACACUUGAUAACGGCAAAGUUUUCGACUCCUCAAGAAACCGUGGCAAGCCAUUCAAGUUCAAGAUCGGACGGGGUGAAGUCAUUAGAGGAUGGGAUGAAGGUUUCGCAAGAAUGAGUGUUGGACAAAAAGCUAAGCUUAUUUGCAGUCCAGACUUUGCUUACGGAUCAAGAGGCCAUCCAGGCGUAAUACCACCAAACGCAACCUUAACAUUCGAUGUUGAGCUUCUAGGUCUGGAAUAAACUGACUGAAUGUAUGCAUUCACGAUAAAAUAGUAACAAACAAACAAAAUCAUGAGAAGGGAACCAAAAUUUACCAUUUUUUGAUGUUUACAUCCAACUAAUUCUCUUCCAAACUGAAUGUUCAUUACAAUCUUAAAUAGACUAAAUCUUUUAAUAUUCAGCCAAUAUCCCCAAAAUUUUUCGUGUUUACUACAGAUAUUACAUUCAAUAAGAUCCAUUCUUGAAAUUUCUUGCAUUUUUAACUAAAGUUCAUGGGAAAAAAAAGUUAAUUAUACAUUAAUUC